This is a messenger RNA of Saccostrea cuccullata (small rock oyster), 1125 nucleotides long. RefSeq names its product piggyBac transposable element-derived protein 4-like. The transcript is spliced from 3 exons. The record is from RefSeq and is a predicted model, not a curated record. Bases 1 to 1125 code for a protein of 374 amino acids. Lineage: Eukaryota; Metazoa; Mollusca; Bivalvia; Ostreida; Ostreidae.
AUGGCGCACCAUUCGGACAUUACUUCUGACAUAGAUUCGGACGUGUUCGAUUCCGAUGAUGAUGAUAAUGAAGAAUUUACUACAUUUCGAGGUCCGUGGUUUAAUGUAGUGGAUCCUAGCUCGUUUAUCAUGCCGGACCCUGAUUUCCAAGAAGAAACAGGGCCCGUCAAUUUUGAUCCAGGUAUGUCAAGUUUGGAGUUUUUCAUGAAGUUUCUCCAGCAUGAUCAACACGACAUUGUUGAAAUUCUUGUAAGGGAGACAAACCGUUAUGCAGAUCAGGAGAUAUCAAGAAGAAGCAGGCCCCCCAUGAUUUUAGGUCCACAUUCACGGUUCCGUGAUUGGUAUCCCGUAACCCGAGAGGAGAUGUUGGCUUUUAUGGGCAUUGUGUUGAGCAUGGGGGUAGUGAAGAAACCAACAUAUGAAUCUUACUGGGAGAGUAAUACACGUGCUUGGUCAAUGGAAACUCCAAAUUUUUCCCAAAUCAUGGCUAGAAAUCGAUUUCAAGCCAUACUGCAGUUUCUCCAUUGCAAUGAUAACACAACGGCAGCAGAACCUGGGGAAAUUGGGUAUGAUCCACUUCACAAAAUUUCUCCAAUCAUUGAGUUUUUCAACGAAACCUUCAGCCGAAAUUACAAGCUUAACCGGGAUGUUUGUGUAGAUGAAAGAAUAGUAGGUUUUAAAGGAAGGCAUCAACUCAAACAAUACAUCUCAAAUAAGAAGGCACACAGAUGGGGGAUCAAACUUUGGGUGCUGUCCGACUCCACUUCUGGGUACACUCAUCACAUUAACGUAUACAAAGGCAGGAGAAAUGAGCGACGUAGUCCGAACGGACAAGGUUAUCAGGCAGUAAUGGACUUGAUGGAACCCCAUUUCUACAAAGAGCAUCAUGUCACUUUCGACAGUUUUUUCACCAGCCCCAGACUGGUAUACGAUCUCUUGGACAAGGACACCCAUAGUACAGGAACAGUUAUCAAGUCUCGAAAGGAUAUGCCUUCCAGUUUUAAGAACCCAGCAAUGCAGAGAGGAGAUGUGAAUGUUAAGACACGUGCUGGAGUGAUGGCUGUACAGUGGGCGGACAGGAAAGUUGUAUCUUUGUUGACCACUACUGGUUCUGCAAGGUAUUGA